Messenger RNA from Etheostoma spectabile (orangethroat darter), 724 nucleotides. RefSeq lists its product as uncharacterized. The transcript is spliced from 5 exons. Lineage: Eukaryota; Metazoa; Chordata; Actinopteri; Perciformes; Percidae. The record is from RefSeq and is a predicted model, not a curated record. The coding region runs from base 56 to 682 and encodes 208 amino acids.
GCUACAAGAUGCCUUUAAAGAAAACCUUCUCCCUCAGAGUGACAUUAAAAGACUGAUGUCUGAAACAUAUUAUGCCCAGCGCAUCACUCUGAAUAGUGAGGAAAAUAUUAUCAAAGUCCUGGAAGAAUGGCCUUACCUCUUCGACACCACCCAUCUGCUCGACCACACAGAGAAACUAAUGGGAUUUCCUGUCCAAACCAAAUUGCUGAACCAAAUUCAGGAGAAGGGCGAGAUCAUCACUGAGUUUCUUGGUAGCAAGGGAAUCACAGGAGUUACUACAGACCCAUUGAAACUCCUCCAGGGUCUAGUGAAGUACCUCUCAGAGGAGCAAAAGGUGCUUUUAAUAAAUGAAGAAGAUGCCUUAGCAGGGCUGCCAAGCACCCCGUGCAUCAUAGUUAUGGAUGAAGGAAGAUACAAGAUGUCAGUGGAUGAAGUCCCAGUUAACAUAAUCGGCUGUCCACUAGUUGCUGUGAGCUAUAUGUUCAGCCUGUAUUAUGUGCUGAAUAUAAAGUAUCCAACGGGAGCAGCCCUGACUCUGGAGUUCAUCCAGAGGUGCCUGCUGGGGAUAAACCCAGAACGGGGCACGAAAGCAGAAAAGCGGGGGAAACAGUACAACGUCCCUCCAAAACUGCUUCGAUUCCUGUCGGACCUUAAUGACUUCAAGAAUCCGUGGAAGAUUUAAAGCAGAAGAAGCAUCUCAAACAGAGAAAGGAGAGUGAUGUGU